This is a messenger RNA of Camellia sinensis, 876 nucleotides long. RefSeq names its product cytochrome b5. Gene Ontology annotation, molecular function: heme binding. The record is from RefSeq and is a predicted model, not a curated record. Gene Ontology annotation, cellular component: membrane; intracellular membrane-bounded organelle. Lineage: Eukaryota; Viridiplantae; Streptophyta; Magnoliopsida; Ericales; Theaceae.
UCCAAGGGGUCAAUUAGCAUAAUCACUAAGUUUUUGAUCUAUAAAUUGAAGUUCCGUGUGGCCGGCAUGUUCUCUCACACUCACAAGCCUUUUUGUCAGAAACGGUGACUCCGGAGAGAGAGAGAGAGAGAGAGGAGCUCAAUCUAGACUUUUCUCUCUCGGGUGGUUUUCAAUUUUCUGUGCAGUUGCAGUGAAAAAAUGGCUUCAGAUCCGAAAGUUCACCUGUUUGAAGAGGUCGCUAAGCACAACAAAACCAAAGAUUGCUGGCUAAUUAUAGCUGGAAAGGUGUAUGAUGUCACUCCAUUCAUGGAUGAUCAUCCCGGAGGUGAUGAAGUUUUGCUAUCUGCAACUGGAAAAGAUGCAACGAACGAUUUUGAAGACGUUGGCCACAGCGAUUCUGCUAGAGAAAUGAUGGAAAAGUAUUACAUUGGCGAAAUAGAUACAUCAACUGUUCCCUUGAAGCGCACAUUCAUUCCGCCUCAGCAAACCCCCUACAAUCAAGACAAGACCCCUCAGUUCGUGAUCAAGAUUUUGCAGUUCCUGGUACCAAUCUUCAUCUUGGGCUUGGCAUUUGCUGUUCGGAGCUACACCAAGGAGAAAUAGUCAGUUACUGUCAAUCUUGUGCUCUCUUGCCGGGUUAGAGAGCAAUUCACUCGAUUUGUCUGAGUUUCUUUUUAAUGGUCCUUUUUGGUACAAACUUGUUUGAGUUUCGUUAUAGGUUGGGCAUGCUACUAUAAUUAAGAAUCCGUUCAUAGAAGUCAAAAAAUUGGUUCUGGAGUGUCUUUUUGUCAACUGACAUGCAGUAAUUGACUUGAUUUCUGUCUUUUGUUUAUUUGUUUUUGUUUUUUGAAAAUUGAAAACGAAAACUUGUUUGGA